Molecule: messenger RNA, 4419 nt
Organism: Rubroshorea leprosula
Lineage: Eukaryota; Viridiplantae; Streptophyta; Magnoliopsida; Malvales; Dipterocarpaceae
Source: the annotation of a GenBank genome assembly
CUCCAUGGCUUUGUACGAACAAUCCAUGUUUGAUUUCCUGCUUCAAACUAAUUACUUAAAAUCAAUUCUCGAAUCAUCAAUCCAAUUAAUCUUACUUUCUAGCUAAACUCAUCGAUUCUGCUUCAUCAUUUUCGCGAUUCAAGGUGCAUUCUACCGAGUCUGUAAGAGUUGAAAACUGGCCUUUAUGUGCUGUUGCACCACAAUUUUGUCAUGCACCACUGUAAUUUUUGGGUUCAUAAUACAGAUGAGGUGCAAAAUCUGAUGCAAUGGCAACAUCUAGCAAGUUUGAUCUGUCUUCUGGUAGCCCAGAUAGGGCUUUAUACUCUAGCGGACAGCGUGUAUCCCACUUAGCUUCUCAGUUGGACAGAUCAAGUACCUUCCGCGAGAGCAUUGAGACUCCAAUCUUGGCUUCUCUUCCAAAUAUGUCGAGAAGUAGUUCUGUAGUAACUCAAGGAGAUGUGUCCAGUUUCCUGCAGUGCCUGCGGUUUGAUACAAAGGCAGUUGCUGCUAAUCAUAAGUCUAAUCGUCAAGGAGACUUCAAAAAGCUCUUGAAUAUUGCACUCGGUAUUUCAGCUGAUGAACCUUCUACUGGUUCAUCAAAGGGCAAGCUGUUAUCAUCUCCCACACCAGAAGAAAUAAAACGGGUCAGGCAUGGCUUGCGUGAGAGCACUAUCAAGGCCAGGGAACGAGUGAAGAUUUUCAGUGAAGCCUUAUCCGUAUUCAACAAGUUUUUCCCAGCCAUUCCCUCAAAGAAGAGAUCUCGAUUGGAAGGCUUUUCAGUUGACCGUUCUAAUGCCUCAUUAUCUAGUGAGAGGUCAAUGUUGGGUCUUACCCUUGGUAAGAUGGGAAUUCAGAAUCAUGUGAUUAAUGGAAAUUUUGAAUUUGAGCAACAGAAGUCAGAUGAACGGCCUAAAAGUGCUGUCCCAAAUAAACGGACUCGAACUUCUAUGGCAGAUGUGAGGAUGGAUAUGCGGAACAAUGCUCUUGUCAGGCCAUCUGGUGCUGUAGAUAGAGAUAAGGAAUUGCCUAGGGUCGCAAAUAGUGCUGCAGUACUAGGUGAGGAUCGAACUCCAUCAAUUGGUGUUGAUGGUUGGGAAAAGUCGAAGAUGAAAAAAAAGCGUACUGGUAAAAGAGCGGAUGUUUCUCCAAAUAUGGCAGCAACUAAACCAAUUGAAGGGUUCCGAGAAUCUAAACAGGGAAUGCAGCACAGGCCCAUUGCUGAUGCCCGAUCUAGAUUAAAUAAUGACUCCCAUGGUUUCAGGCCAGGAGUAGCUAAUGGAUCUGUUGGAGUUGGAAAAUUAGAUGUAGUCUCACAACAGACAAGCUCGAGUGUGCGUGGACCCACUCCUAGGACCGAUCUGGAAAACAGUUCCCUUCUUAGCGAUAGGAGAGAUCGUCUGGUUGGUUCAGAUAAAGAAAGGGUGAAUGUGAAUUUGAGGGCCAUUAAUAAGAUGAGUUUUCGUGAUGAAUAUAAUUCAGCUAGUCCUACUUCAAGCACGAAAAUGAAUCCAUCUAUUCGUGGUCCACGAUCAGGUUCUGGUGCUGGACCAAAGUUUUCCCCAGUUGUCAAUAGAGAUUGGGAGAUUUCUAAUUGUACAAACAAACCAUCUACCGCUGGUGGAACUAACAAUCGUAAGCGCUCACCACCUGUUGCCCAGUGGGCUGGCCAGAGACCACAGAAGAUGUCUCGUACUGCAAGAAGAACAAAUAUUGUUCCUAUAGUUCAAAAUAAUGAUGAAGCUCCAUCUUUGGAUACUGUAUCUGAUGUUACAGGUAAUGAAAUUGGGUCAGGAAUUGCUAGACGCUUGCAUAGCAAUUCUCCUCAACAAAUUAAACUGAAGAGUGACAACUUGUCCUCGGCUGGACUCUCUGAAAGUGAAGAGUCUGGGGCUGCUGAAAUAAAAUCUAAAGAGAGGGUGAAGAAGUCUGAUGAGUUAGAUGAGAAAGCUGGGCAAAAUGUUCAAAAAAUGUCCACACUGGUCCUGCCAUCCAGGAAGAAUAAGCUCAUUACUGGGGAAGACCUUGGAGAUGGUGUACGGCGACAGGGGAGGACUGGUCGGGGAUUUCCUUCUACACGGUCUCUUAUGCCAAUGACUGUUGAAAAAAUUAGCAAUGUGGGAACAGCAAAACAGCUUAGAACUUCUAGGCUUGGUUUUGAUAAAGCUGAAAGCAAGGCAGGUCGCCCUCCAACAAGAAAACUUUCUGACCGCAAGGCCUAUACACGUCAAAAACAUGCUGCUGUCAGUGCUGCGGCAGAUCUUCUAGUUGGUUCAGAUGAUGGACAUGAAGAGUUGGUGGCUGCUGUGAAUGCUGCUAUUAGUUCUGCUUGUGCCUUUUCCAGCUUAUUCUGGAAGCAGAUGGAGCCGUUUCUUGGUUUCAUAUCAGAUGCAGAUAUUACAUAUCUAAAUCAAUUGGAAAACUAUCAACCUGCCAAACUGGUGUCAAAGCCAGUUUCUUUUGUUGCUGAUGGUAGCAGUAAUGACAUGAAGAGCGUUGAAUAUUUUACCGAGCAGUCACUAUUAGAGACAAGUGAUCAUAAUGCAAUUCCCCUCUAUCAAAGACUUAUAGCAGCUUUAAUUUCAGAGGAAGAUUGCAGCAGUGAAAAUGAAGGCCUUUACUCUGAUGCUUAUGGAACUGGAUUUGAACUGGAUGGGGAUUUGGUGUCCAAUGGUUUUAGUCACAUGGUUAAAUUUCAGUCUGCUGGACAUACUUCUUUCAAUGGGCAUAGCGUAGCCAUGAAUCUAGAAAAUGAGGAUCCAGAAAUUGAUAUAUUAAAAGAUCUUGGGACUCACCAAAAUUUCAGCCAUUCCUUAAAUGGUAAACAUUCCAGCCCAGCAUUGGUGCCUGGAAUGGUUGCAGAAUUUCAGUAUGAGAAUAUGAAAAUAAAUGAGAAACUCUAUUUAGAGGCUCAGAGUAUUGGAAUUCUCUUAGAACCGCUUGACACGGUAGAUGUGGUGGAUGAUAAAAUUUGCGAGGAUAUUAGUAAACUUGAGGAGAAGCACAAUGAUCAGGUUUUCAAGAAGAAAGGCUUGCUUGAUAAACUGUUGAAGGCUGCCUCAGAGACAAGAAAAGUUCAAGAAAAGGAGUUUGAACAGCGUGCCCAUGACAAGCUUGUUACCAUGGCUUAUGAAAAGUAUAUGGCCUGUUGGGGUCCUAAUGCCAGUGGUGGGAAAAGUUCCAGUAAUAAAAUGGUCAAGCAAGCUGCAUUGGCAUUAGUUAAACGGACAUUGGAGCAUUGCCAUAAAUUUGAAGAUACAGGAAAGAGCUGUUUCAGUGAACCCUUAUUUAGGGAUAUGUUUCUUUCUGGGUUUUCUGACAAAAAUCUCCCUCGAUUGGUAGAUGGAAAUAUCUUUGUCCAAUCUCAGGAAGCCCAAGUUUCAGCUUCCAUGGGUUCACAGCCGGCUACAACUCUAUCCCAAUUGGGUCAAAAUGGGGAUAGCUAUGCCAUUAAUUCUUCUGAUAUGCUUCCACCCACAAAUCAGCUUUCUGAACAAACCACUGGUAGAGAAGACACAUGGUCAAACAGAGUGAAGAAGAGGGAGUUAUUGCUGGAUGAUGUAGUUGGUGGUGCUAUUUGUACUUCAAGUGCCCAUUCUGGCAUUGGAAGUUCUUUAUCAAGCAGUACAAAGGGAAAGAGGAGUGAGAGAGAUAGAGAGGGAAAGGGACAUGUUAGAGAGGUUUUAUAUAGAAAUGGAACUAAUAAAAUUGGUCGACAAGUACCCAAUGUUAAGGGGGAAAGAAAAUCUAAAACAAAGCCAAAGCAGAAAACAACUCAGCUAUCUGUUUCUGUAAGUGGCCUUCUUGGUAAGAUGCCUGAGCAAUCCAAACCAUCAUUGACCUCUGUAUCAAAGUCAAGUGAAAUAACUGCUGACAACAAUGCUAAAGAGAAAAAUGAGUUUAGCUUGGAUGUAUUAGAUGACCCUGAGGUUGACUUCCAGUUACCAGAACAAGACCUGGGUUCAUGGUUGAACAUUGAUGAUGAUGGAUUACAAGAUCAUGACUUCAUGGGCCUUGAAAUUCCAAUGGAUGAUCUUUCAGACUUAAAGAUGAUGGUUUGAAGUUGGUCUCUUUGUAUAGUCUUGUUAAUUAUACUAUCAACAGACAAAACAUAAUCCCUGUUGUCAAGUAAUGACUGGUUAAGUGGAUAGCUAUUUGGUUGUCCUGUCCAGAGGUAGAUUACAUAGAUUCUUUUUCAGGAUUCCUCCACAUGUUGAUUUCUGAGUGAACCUUUGGAUGUCUUGCAUUUUUCUCCUGCUUUACGUUAGUGAUGUCGACUGUAAAGAUCUUUAUUCCUACAAGUUAGUUUAUCUUAGUGGUCGUAUCUUAGCAAACACCGUACCUUGGCUGUAGUUUUUACAUCAGAGAACAAUGCCUCUUCUUGUACAUACAUUUAUAUCACAAUAAAAUUAGCCUUUUGUU